AAAGAACCUUCAUAGGAUAAUUACAUGGUGUAUUUCAAUGGCUAAAAAUCCUUCGAGAAUGUUCGGCAGCGCGAAGAAAUCCUUAGUCACUUGUUUAUAGCGGGAGAGGGCACGGGAGAAGGGAACAUUAUUUAGAUUCAGAAGACGGAUAAGAUCUGCCAAGUCAUCUACUAUCUGAUAGGCGCAAUAGGCAGAUGUUGCGUGACGUACUAGUGGAGAUCUGUCAAAAACGUCAGUAGUAGCUGUUUGUAAUGGAGAUGUGCGUUUCAUCAGCGAGGCCAACUUCGUCUGACCCGUAAUUAGAUACAUGUUAUUGUUCGCAGUUGUAAUAAACGAAGUAUUACAUAUACGGAGAUGUGGAAUUCAAUUAGGCUACAAAAGGCCAGUUCGGCUUCACACAGCUGGCAAAUUGGAAGCGACUCGGAAGACGACAGCAUCAGCGAACAAACUUCGAGUUUUCUACCGAAUAUCGAACAACGCCAGAGUGUUUGUGCCGGAAGGCAAACAAGGAAUCCGUCAAACGCCAGUCUGAUGCGGGCUGUGCUGGGAGCAAUGCGUUUCAAAAAGCGUGAUUCUAAAACCGGCGUGUCCAGUGAAAACGAAACUCCUGUUUCAAGUCGAAGAUCGAAAAGUCCAGGAUCAAAGCGACAAGCAUGGAGUAAAAGUAGACAAAGCGAGGUGCGUGACAAUUCUUCUAUUGGUUUACAAGCAGAUGAGAGUGAUAUUCUGUGUCAUGUUUCUGAUGGACCAUUAUAUUUAUUCAAGAUGGCGGCAAAUGGCAAAGUGAAGGAAAUAUCGACAGUAUGUAACGCAAAUCCAGAGAGAAUCACAAGUCGUGAUGAAAAUGGUGCUUCUUUACUGCACCACGCAGCAGCCAACGGCAAGACCAGAGUCAUGGAUUAUGUUUUAGCAGACCAGCAAGGCGCCAAACUAAUAGAUUUUCCGGAUGAAGGUUCUGCGACACCUUUGCAUUGGGCAGUUGAGAAAAACAACGAAGAAGCAGUUGAUUACCUUGUAUCUAGAGGUUGUGAUCCAACUAUAUUAAACGAUAGAGGAGAGACUCCACUUCAUUUAAGCGUUAGAAUCAACGCAUUAAAUGCUUUGCGGGCUCUUAUAAAACAUAAGGGUGUAAUCGACCUCAACGAAGAACAAGGAUCAACUCUCAAUACACCGAUGCAUGUUGCUGCUGAAUACGAUCGAAAUGAAGCAGCCAGGUUGUUGUUAGAUGGUGGAGCAAAAUUAUGUAAAUCAUGCCAGCAAGGAUAUAAACCUUUACACACCGCAGCGUUGAAUGGAUCAAUAAAGGUAAUGACGUUAAUAUUGGAUGAAUGCGAAAAACAUGGAUAUCCUAAAGAUCGAGUGUUAUCAUUUUGCGACAAGGAAUUGUGUAGUCCAUUACAUUGUGCUGUGCUCGGUGGAGAUGCAGAUGCCAUCAAGAUGUGUUUAGAGAACGGUGCUAGGCUUGACACAAUGCAAGCGGACAUGACAACGCCUAUGCACUUAGUGUGUGCACAGGGAGCCUAUGACAUUGUUGAAAAUAUGUUUGAACUAGCCGAAGAGCAAGCAGCAACAUGUCUGUCGAUGCAAGAUAAACAAGGUCACACACCUCUUCAUAAAGCCGCCAUGUAUGGCCAUGCAAGCAUCGUUGAGUUUCUAGCCAAUCACGGAGCAGAUUUAAAUAUCGUAGAUGCAGAUCAGAAUACACCGUUGCUAUUGGCAGCGUCACGUGGUAAUUGGGUUUCUGUCAGAGAUCUCAUUGAAAUGGGGGCGGACAUAUUCAUUAAGAAUAAAUGUAACAGAAGCUUUCUUCAUAUGAUCGUCAUCAAUGGAGGUGAUCUCAAAAAACUGCAAUCACAAAAGUUUAAAAAUCAACAGUUUAGAGAAUCUUGCAAAAAUAUUUUAUGUAAAUCCGAAGUCCAGUCUCUUCUUGUUCAACCAGACAACGCUGGAUGUACACCUCUUCAUUACGCAUGUCAAGAAGGAAAUCUAGCGAGUUUGGAUACUCUCAUGGUGCUAGGAGUGAGUGCGAGACUAAAGUCGUCGGGAAAUCAAUCUCCAUUGCAUUUUGCGGCUCAAUAUGGAAGAUAUAACGCUUGUAAGAAACUAAUCAGUUCUCCUCAGGGACCAAACAUUAUUAACGAAAAAGACAAUCUUGGUAUGACACCGCUACAUUACGCAGCUGAAAACGGGCACACAAAAAUCGUGGAACUACUCCUGAACAAAGGAGCUGUCUGCCACAGAAACAUACGAGGAGAGUCUGUUCUACACGUAACAGCUACAAACGGCUACACACGGACAAUAAAAAUACUUGUCCAUAUGAACAAAACAUUAUUGGAUCAUGUCGACGAGAAUGGGAAUACAGCUCUUCAUCACGCUGGGUGUGCGAGUCAAGUUAGUACAGUAAAAUUGCUUAUGGAUUUAAACGAAAAAGUUCAACGAAAUAACGAAGGACAUACAUUCUUCACAUACGCAAUACAGAAUCAAAAUCGAGAAGUAGCAUUGGCAACUGUACUGCACGAUAGGUACGAGGAAGCAAUGCAAGAAUUCUUCAAAACUAAAGAAGCCAUCAAUGUUCCAAGCUUAAUGCUUAUACAACAUCUACCUGACGUAUGGCAGGUAGCACUUGACCGAAGUAUUACAACAGCAGACUGCAGCCCAAAACACAGAAAUUAUUGGGUCAGAUACCAAUUUAAGUACCUUCAACCUAACGUAAACAAAAGAGAAGAAAUCAGAGCAAAAAUGAAAGAAAUUUUAGAGACGGGACAAAACUCACAAAACAAAGUCAAAACUGUUAAUGGAAAAGACGUUGACCCAAUUGACGUAACAGCUUCAGCUUUUGUUCUGCCAGCUUUGAAUAAAAUGGUUCAGUAUAACAGAGUUGAAUGCCUAAGACAUCCAGUUUCAACUGCAUAUCUUCAAAUGAAAUGGAAUGCUUACGGACGAUGGUUCCAUGGUUUAAAUUUAUUCAUCUACGUUCUUGGACUUAUACCUCUCACUUACCUUAUUUGUACUACGGAUCCAGGACCUACGUUUCAUAAUGAAGUAUCAGGGAAUUACACAAGUCGCCUUGAUUCUCCAGUUCAAUUUACCAAAGUCCAACUCGCUAUGAUGGUGAUUUUAACGCUGUUGUCUUUGGGACAAAUUAUAAAAGAAAUUGUACAAAUGUGCCAGCAGAGACUGAAGUAUUUUCUGGAUAUGACAAAUCUGUUUGAAUGGGUCCUAUAUGUGAGCAGUAUUUUAUACGUUUUUCCGUUUUAUUCUGGAUAUCCACUACAUUGGCAGUUUGAGUUUGGAGCUAUUGCCGUGUAUUUAGCGUGGUUCAACUUGCUGUUGUUUUUUCAAAGAUUUGACAUAGCCGGUAUAUACGUGGUGAUGUUCAUAGUAAUUCUACGGACACUUGUAAAAGUACUUGCUCUGUUUUCAUUCCUCAUUAUCGCUUUCACUCUAUCAUUCUACAUUUUGAUGAACCACGAGGCCGAUGAAUCCUUCUCUACGCCACCACUUGCGUUCAUGAGAGUAGUGACAAUGACAUUGGGGGAAAUUAGUUAUCUGGAUAACUUCUUAGCUCCAUUUGUUGACGGGAAUGACGAAACAUUGCAUUAUUCUAUCGCAUCUAUGUUAUUGUUGGGUGGAUUUAUCAUUGUGAUGCCAAUAUUACUAAUGAAUCUUCUCAUUGGUUUGGCUGUCGGGGACAUCGCAGCAGUGCAGAGCAAUGCUGAACUUCAGCGAUUGGCAAUGCAGGUUCAACUUCACACAGAGAUCGAAGGACGAUUAUCAACUAAAAUUCUUAGAAUCGUUGAUAAAGAUGAACAAAUUAUCUACCCUAACAGACGUUGUGGACUGAUUGGACAAAUAUUUGGAAAGUUGACAGCUAAACAAGAAGGAAUUCACGAAGAACCAAUAUCUCACAUUACAAUGACUGAUCGAAGCAUAAAUUACUUGAAUGUCGAAGUUCAAAAACAGAAAGACAGGCUGAAAGAGAUGCAAAUCACAAUGAACAAGCAACAUGACCUGUUACGAUUGAUUGUUCAAAAGAUGGAAAUUAGGUCCGAGGCAGAUGAGCAAGACGAAGGUGCUCACCCUGACUUACAACGAAGAAUGCAAUCAGGGAGAGGAAGCAGAAUCACAGCUGUCAGACCAAAAAUAGCGGCUGCGACUGCUUUCAAGUCAAUUUCAAAAUAACCACGACUUUUACCUGACACCUGAGUGAUGAUCGAAACGUCGUGUGUAAAGAGAAAGGUUGUUUCUCUCAUUUGAAAAAAAAAAAGAUUUCGCCUCACCAGAUGGUGAUAUUUUUGAUCUUCUGACACCAUUGUUGGGUACAUGUCCCUAGGUCCCGAACAGCAGAGUUAAAUUUCACUAGCGGUUUGAUGAGUGCGAAGCAUAUCAUUUGAAUAAUUCGAACUCAAUAAGUGGUGAUUCGAGUCUUCCCUGACAACCUAGCCUGCAGGAUUCUAGCCCGAAAGGUUUAAAUAUAUACGUAAUACCUCAUUGUGUAAUAUAUACUGAUUAAACUUUACUAUAUUACACUAAUUUUUGAAGAAAUUUUCCACAAAUUUCUGCUCUGUAAAAUUCGCUUUCUUCUUAGCUAUUACACUAGAACUGCCUCAAGUUUCGCGUCUACCGACAUCUCUGGCUCAGUGAUAAAGAGAAUAUAUAUGACCCAUAGCACGUCAGUGGCCGUUUGUAAAUAUUAUAUUCGCGUUUAAUUGAAGGCUCG
Molecule: messenger RNA, 4720 nt
Organism: Styela clava
Lineage: Eukaryota; Metazoa; Chordata; Ascidiacea; Stolidobranchia; Styelidae
Product: transient receptor potential cation channel subfamily A member 1-like
Biological process (GO): monoatomic ion transmembrane transport
Cellular component (GO): membrane; transmembrane transporter complex
Molecular function (GO): protein binding; monoatomic ion channel activity
Source: RefSeq, a predicted model, not a curated record